AUGCGCGGUGCAGGCGUCAACAUCGUGCUCAAAGCAGACCAGCCCACAGGCCGCACCGUCUCUGGGACCGUCCAGGAUGUGCUCACGCGGGGCAACCACCCCCGAGGCAUCAAAGUCCGGCUCGCCGACGGCCGGGUGGGACGAGUUCAGUCUCAUACCGACGGUACACAGCAACAGCAAGACCAGCCAUCUACAUUUACCGAGGUCGCUGAAGGCUCGACGGGCUACGAAGACUCACGUAGACCUCCCCGGCGCGGUGGCGGUCGAAGGCAAGAUGCUGAGGCUGAGUUGCCGUCGGCGCAGGUCGGCCUUGAAGCUUACAUUCGGCCUGCUAAGCAGAAGAAUGGUGGACGCGGUAGGGCAGCUGUGAACUCCAGUGCUCAAGUACAGGAAGCGGCGCCUGCUGUGACUUCUGAGAUUGUGACGUGCCCGGUCUGCGCAGAGUUCGAGGGGGAUGCUGCUGCUGUUGAGCAUCAUGUUGCUGGUCACUUUGAUUGA
Molecule: messenger RNA, 498 nt
Organism: Colletotrichum godetiae
Lineage: Eukaryota; Fungi; Ascomycota; Sordariomycetes; Glomerellales; Glomerellaceae
Exons: 1
Coding region: 1-498 (165 amino acids)
Source: RefSeq, a predicted model, not a curated record